Messenger RNA from Prosopis cineraria, 1290 nucleotides. RefSeq lists its product as uncharacterized. The coding region runs from base 255 to 1106 and encodes 283 amino acids. Gene Ontology annotation, biological process: protein modification by small protein removal. Gene Ontology annotation, molecular function: peptidase activity. NCBI's taxonomy places the organism in Eukaryota, Viridiplantae, Streptophyta, Magnoliopsida, Fabales, Fabaceae. The transcript is spliced from 5 exons. The record is from RefSeq and is a predicted model, not a curated record.
CUGGAUCUCCAAAAUUGAUCCCUUUCUUUAAAAGGGGAGGUCUGCUCUCCCAUAUUCCUGUUGCAAUUAGUGGACGACCCGGGAGAGGAGAACCCAGAAGCCGCCGGUCACCCUACCCUAGUUCUUUAGGUAUUUUUCCCUCGCAUUUAUUUAUGUAGGGAUUAGGGAUUCUGGUCCUUGUCAAUUUCAUUCAAAGGUUUACGACUUUUUAGUGAUACCAAGCUGCUGAGUAACUUUCUAUUGAACUGCAGCGGAUGGCUGAGGAGGGUCACAGGGUUACUCUUAAUGUUUAUGAUCUAAGUCAAGGACUUGCUCGACAGCUUUCAUCAACAUUUUUGGGGAAAUCCAUUGAGGCUGUUUGGCACACAGGAAUAGUGGUUUAUGGUAAUGAGUAUUACUUUGGUGGGGGUAUACAAUAUUCUCCCGCUGGAUCAACUCCGUAUGGUACGCCCCUUAGAGUUGUAGAAUUGGGUGUAACACACGUGCCUAAGGAUGUAUUUGAAACUUAUUUAGAUGAAAUCAGUCCACGCUACACAGCGGAAACUUAUAAUUUACUUACACACAAUUGCAACAACUUCAGCAAUGAAAUUGCCCAGUUUUUGAUCGGCACAAGCAUUCCUGACUAUAUUCUACAGCUUCCUAAUGAAGUUAUGAGCAGCCCGAUGGGACAUCUUAUAUUGCCUAUGAUACAGAAUUUAGAGACGACAUUGAGAUCUGGUGCGGUUCCCCAAGUUCCCCAAUUUAAACCUUCAAUGGUGCCGCCUCGGGAUCCUGCCUCAUUAAGUACUGCGAGAACAUUAGGCAGCCCUAAGUUUUCUUCUGAGAAAAGUUCUUCCGGAGUGGUGCAUGUUGAAACGAAAGACAAGGUGGAGGGCCCAAAGGCAACGGGAAACGUGGUGCGACCUGCUGGGGGGAGAGAGAAAUCAGUCCCUAACGUAGUUGCGGGAGAUCCUCUUGGGGAAGCCCGCAGCAAGGUGCAAGAGGAGAUUGUCAGAGAGUUUGCAGCAAUAAUGGCAACUGGUACGAUGCGUGCUAGUGAGGCUGCAGCUCUAGCAACCAAGAGAGUGAUGCAGAGAUAUGGGCAGACGGCUGUGUCACAGAGCUAGCAUCAUGCAACUCUCGUCUCUUUGCUCUAGCUGGGGGAUAAACUGAUUCCCUAUGAAUGUCGACAUGGUGUUAUCAUUGUUCCUUGAUUUAUGUUACUUCAAGAUGAAUUAAUUAAGCCCCAGAAGAUGAAAAAAACAAAAUUGAUAUCUUCCCAAUAUAAUUCGGAUAAUGUCCUCGUUAAUA